AUGUGCAACUACAUAUACAAAGAGCUGAGCUGCCAGCACCAUUACCACCUGGUCGAGUCGUGGUGUUCCAAGUACAUCGAGACGGAGCGGCGAUGCCCACCCACCGUCGUAAGCAAGCAGUACUGGGGUAACGACAUAUGCUCCGCCUGCCGUGAACGACAACAACCUAGCAACCACCCCUGGGCCAAGUUGAUCCGGCGGCCGACGACCAGAAUGACCAACUACCCGCGCCACGUCUCCGCCCAGUGA
Molecule: messenger RNA, 249 nt
Organism: Hirsutella rhossiliensis
Lineage: Eukaryota; Fungi; Ascomycota; Sordariomycetes; Hypocreales; Ophiocordycipitaceae
Exons: 4
Coding region: 1-249 (82 amino acids)
Source: RefSeq, a predicted model, not a curated record